Messenger RNA from Hippopotamus amphibius kiboko, 2189 nucleotides. It is a transcript of the gene MYADML2, whose product is annotated as myeloid associated differentiation marker like 2. Gene Ontology annotation, cellular component: membrane. The coding region runs from base 1 to 924 and encodes 307 amino acids. The transcript has a single exon. The record is from RefSeq and is a predicted model, not a curated record. Lineage: Eukaryota; Metazoa; Chordata; Mammalia; Artiodactyla; Hippopotamidae.
AUGGGCAGCACCAUGGAGCCCCCCGGGGGCGGGUACCUGCACCUGGGCGCCGUGACGUCCCCGGUGGGCACGGCCCGCGUGCUGCAGCUGGCCUUUGGCUGCACCACCUUCAGCCUGGUGGCCCACCGGGGCGGCUUCGAGGGCGUCCAGGGCACCUUCUGCAUGGCCGCCUGGGGCUUCUGCUUCGCACUCUCGGUCCUGGUGGUGGCCUGUGAGUUCACCCGGCUGCACAGCUGCCUGCGCCUGUCCUGGGGAAACUUCACAGCAGCCUUCGCCAUGCUGGCCACACUGCUGUCCGCCACGGCCGCCGUCAUCUACCCACUAUACUUCACACGGCUGGAGUGCCUGCCCGAGCCCGCGGGCUGCACAGCCAGGGACUUCCGCCUGGCGGCCAGCAUCUUCGCCGGGCUCCUCUUCCUGGCCUACGCUGCAGAGGUGGCCCUGACCCGGGCCCGGCCAGGCCAGGUGGCCAGCUACAUGGCCACAGUGUCGGGACUCCUCAAGAUCGUCCAGGCCUUUGUGGCCUGCAUCAUAUUCGGGGCGCUGGUCCACGACAGCCACUAUGGGCGCUACGUGGCCACCCAGUGGUGUGUGGCCGUCUACAGCCUGUGCUUCCUGGCCACAGUGGCCGUGGUGGCCCUGAGCGUGAUGGGCCACACAGGGGGCCUGGGCUGCCCCUUCGACCGUAUGGUGGUGGUGUACACUUUCCUGGCUGUGCUCCUCUACCUCAGCGCUGCGGUGAUCUGGCCCGUCUACUGCUUCGACCCCAAGUACGGUGAGCCUGGGCGGCCCCCCGACUGCCCGAGGGGCAGCUGCCCCUGGGACAGCCAGCUGGUGGUGGCCACCUUCACCUACGUCAACCUGCUCCUCUAUGUCGCUGACCUGGCCUACUCCCAGAGGGUCCGCUUCGUGCCCACCUUGUAGCCCGACAGACAGCUGCCCCCCUGCCUCUGCUCUCCAGGGGCUCAGGCACCAGGAAGGGACCCAGGUGAACCCAGAUCUCCAGGGACAAGCCGGAGGGAGGCAGCCAGGAGAGCCAUGCCUGGGCUUCUGGCCGUCCUCAGCAGCUCAGCUCAGGGAGGGGCAGAGCGGGGACAGAGGGGCAGGAGGCCCUGAAGAGGUCAUGGGGGAAGAGUCUCUGCCAGGCAGCUCCCAGCCUUCCCCCUCCCUCUCUGUCUAUCUCUCUGCCUAUCUCUCCGUCUCUGUCUCUGUCUCAGUCUCACCAUCUCUCUCCAUUUGCUGGCAUGCCUUGCCUCAGUGCUGGCCACUGUUACACAUGAGAAACCUUUGAAGCAGGCGUUGUGACCCACUUUGCAGAUGGGGACCCUGAGGCUAGGAUUAAGAAGUUGGCCCCAAGUUUCCAUAAGUGUCUGGAGACCACAUCUGGGCUGAGUAACCUAACUAAAGUUGAAAAGGAGCGUGGUGAGCUGGCGCUUCCUCUAGCCUUGAGGGGGCAGCUCCUGGAACCCUGGAAGGACAGCUAUCCAAGCAGGGCACUGUUUGGGCAUCUGUGCCAGCUCGAGGAGAAGGAGCCGGGAAUCAAGACCCCGCCUUGCCCGCCUCUGAGUGGCCACAGCCUUGGAAGCCGAGCAAGGACUCUGGUGUGGCCACGUAGGGCAGCCUCAGCAAGCUAGAGACGGCGCAGGCUUGGAGGGGCACACAGGGGGCAGCAACACUGCCAAGAGCAGAGCAUGCUAAGGAGAAAUUUGGUUCCCAUCCAGGCAGGGAGCCACCACCGGCCCCCAUCGUCUGCCUCGAUGCAGCAGCUUCUGCAGUGCCUGCCAUGUGCUCCAGGGGUUUGGCCUGGGGCAGCUCUGACCCAGGGGAGGACCAGCCUGGGGCUGCCACCAGGACAUGGAGCCUGGGCAACAGGCACCACCCUGCUGUUCCCAGGCCCACGACCCCUGUUCAAGUGUUCAUUUGCCUGGCCGCGGACCACCAGGGCCUGCUGGGGCCACUGCCCUCCACAAUCCAGCCAGCUUCUCCCACUCAAAAGCCCAGACUGGGCCAGCCCAGAGCAGCCCACUAGCUGCCCAAGCACAGCAGCUGCUCUGCCCAUAGACUGGCCCAUGGCCUAGAGCAGGAAAUAAACACCAACGCUGAUUUGCACGGAGUAUUUUCUGCUGAGGGGAUGGUAGCCAGAGGGGGCGGUGGCCACCUGUACCUCCUAGGCCAUCCGCCAGCAUGUU